Torulaspora globosa is the source of this 693-nucleotide messenger RNA. RefSeq names its product chromatin-binding transcription coactivator SUB1 (gene SUB1). The record is from RefSeq and is a predicted model, not a curated record. NCBI's taxonomy places the organism in Eukaryota, Fungi, Ascomycota, Saccharomycetes, Saccharomycetales, Saccharomycetaceae. Gene Ontology annotation, molecular function: DNA binding; transcription coactivator activity. Bases 1 to 693 code for a protein of 230 amino acids. The transcript has a single exon. Gene Ontology annotation, cellular component: nucleus; transcription regulator complex. Gene Ontology annotation, biological process: positive regulation of transcription initiation by RNA polymerase II.
AUGUCGUAUUAUAACAGAUACAGGAACAGGAAAAAGUUCGACGGUUCUGGGACUUCUUCGAGCAAUGGAGGCGGAUCUGGUGGAUUGGCGGCAACGGAGGCAGUCUUUGACCUGGGAAAGAACAAGCGGGUCACGGUCAGGCAGUUCAGGAAUGUCAACCUGAUCGACAUUCGGGAAUACUACAUGGACACUUCCACGGGAGAGAUGAAGCCCGGCAAGAAAGGCAUUUCGCUGACAGAGGACCUUUACGACGAAUUGCUGAAGCAUAGACUCAACAUCGACGAGGCAUUGAGACGGUUUGGGUCCAAGAGACCUAGAACCAAGACCGUUCGUUUGCUCUCGGAUGAUGAGGAAGAAUCGGGCGCCCAGGCGGACGUCAAAGAGGCCGAUUCCUCUGCGACGGGUCAUGACGACGACAACGCAACUUCCUCUAGCAGCAAGAGAAAGAAACCUGCGCCACCGACGCUGUUGCCGCAGGAGGAGAAGAGGCAGAACGAUGAGAGAGAGGCCAAUGCACCGCUCGUCGUGCCCGGACUUGCUAAGAAGAGACCUCCAGCUCCAGAUGCUAAUGCUGCGCAACCGAGACUGAAAGAAGACGAUGAAGACGCGGGGAACGCCAUUGAUGAAGAGUUUGUUCAGAAUCUCGAAGCAGAGAUGAACAGACCAGACGAUGAAGUCUCCGAGGAAGAGUAA